AAAAAAAAAUCGUGAUGCAAUGCUUCAAGGGAGGCAACUCCCACACGACACGAUACGCGUCGACUCUGACGGGCCAUCGUCGGGUAAAAAGGGUUAUCGUUCGAUAUUGCAAAACAUGUGGCUGCUCACUGAAGUGAAUCCGCGAAGAAGAAAAUGCCAAGGUUGACCAAGAUGGCGGCCGGUCAGCAGGAUGGCCUGCUGGAGGGUAGCCCUUACAAGACCACCAUCGUGCCCGUUCAGGAGGCCCCCCAGCCCCAGCAGCAGUCUGGCCGCUCAGGAAAGAGGCGCCAGUACGCCACAGCCAUCAUACUGAACAUCGCGGCGCUCGCCGCCGGCACCGUCAUGGGCUGGCCGUCGCCGGCCGGGCCCGUCCUCACCAACGCCACGCUCUCGCCGCUCGACAACGACGCCGACGGCGUGGGCGAGCCCGUGUCGCCGGAGCACAUGUCGUGGCUGGCCUCCGUCAACUUCCUCAUCGGCCUGCCGGGCACGCUGCUGUUCGGCGCCCUGGCCGACCGCCUGGGCCGGCGCGUCGCGGGCCUCGUGGUGGCCGUGCCCUACGCGCUGUCGUGGAUCUUCAUCGCCACGACCGACUCGCUGCUGCCGCUGUACGCGGCCCGCCUGCUCGGCGGCAUCGCCUCGGGCGCCACGCUCGUCAUCAGCCCGCUCUACAUCGCCGAGACGGCCGAGGACGCGCACCGCGGCGCCCUGGGCACCUUCCUCGCCGUCGGCAUCAACUCGGGCAUCUUCGUCAGCUUCGCCGUCAGCUCCUUUACCACCUACCGGGCCAUGCCGCUGGUGCUGCUCCUGCUGCCCGCCGUGUACUUCCUGUGCCUGCUCAAGCUGCCCGAGACCCCCGUGUACCUGGUCAAGCGGGGCCGGACGGCGGCGGCCCGCCACUCCCUGGCGUGGUACCGGGGCGGCGCGGCCGUCGACGCCGAGCUCGAGACGCUGCAGGCCGCGGCCAAGCGGGAAGACUCGUCCUCCGACUCGGACACGGUCUCGUUCGGCGAGCUCUUCACGCACCGCGGCACCCGGCGCGCCCUCAUCCAGAGCCUCGUCCUCCUCGCCAACCAGCAGUUCUGCGGCGUCAUCGCCGUCCUCAACUACACCGAGAUGAUCUUCCACGAGGCCGGCAGCUCGCUAUCCCCCACGGCCGCCGCCAUGAUCGUGGCGGCGCUGCAGGCCGUGGCCACGUACUUGUCGUCCUUCCUCAUCGACAGGACAGGCAGGAAGACCCUCCUCAUCGUCUCCAACGUCCUCAUGGCCACCUGCCUCAUCACCUUAGGGGGCUGCUUCUUCGCCCAAAAUCUCGGGCACGACAUCUCUGCGGUGGGCUGGCUGCCGGUGCUGGCCAUGUCGUUGUACGUGGUGGCGUUCGCCAUGGGGCUGGGGCCGGUGCCGCUCGUGAUGCUGUCCGAGACCUACUCCGCGCGGGCGCGCAGCCUCGCCACCGCGGUGGGCAUCGGCUGCCAGACGCUGUGCGCCUUCGUGUCCACCAAGUUCUUCCUCAACCUGCAGUCGCUGCUCGGCAUGCACGGCUGCCUAUGGCUGUUCGCCGGCUGCUGCCUCGCCGGCGCCGCCUUCGUCGCCCUGGCCGCCAUCGAGACCAAGGGCAAGACGCUGGAACGCAUCCUGGCCGAGUUCCACGGCGACCUCGUCCUCCCGUCCAGGACGGCCACGCCCGACGAGGAGGCGCGCGAGGACGACGACGACGACGAGGUGUUCAGAAGGAACGACGCCCCCCAGGCGCCUUGAGUGGCAGCCAGCGGUGCCCUCCGCCGCGAGGACGCAACCCACUGUGAUAAACCAGCGACUUCCACUCUUCCUAUGGAUACCAUUGUUCUAAGACUGACAUCUCUCAUUAAAAAAUCCUUCGUUUA
This is a messenger RNA of Frankliniella occidentalis (western flower thrips), 1883 nucleotides long. Its product is annotated as facilitated trehalose transporter Tret1-2 homolog. Gene Ontology annotation, molecular function: transmembrane transporter activity. The transcript is spliced from 5 exons. Bases 154 to 1758 code for a protein of 534 amino acids. The record is from RefSeq and is a predicted model, not a curated record. Lineage: Eukaryota; Metazoa; Arthropoda; Insecta; Thysanoptera; Thripidae. Gene Ontology annotation, biological process: transmembrane transport. Gene Ontology annotation, cellular component: membrane.